This is a messenger RNA of Stegostoma tigrinum, 7101 nucleotides long. RefSeq names its product dedicator of cytokinesis 11 (gene dock11). Bases 327 to 6488 code for a protein of 2053 amino acids. Lineage: Eukaryota; Metazoa; Chordata; Chondrichthyes; Orectolobiformes; Stegostomatidae. Gene Ontology annotation, molecular function: guanyl-nucleotide exchange factor activity. The record is from RefSeq and is a predicted model, not a curated record. The transcript has 53 exons. Gene Ontology annotation, biological process: positive regulation of GTPase activity; small GTPase-mediated signal transduction; positive regulation of filopodium assembly.
AUUCCUCCUCGGCCUUGUCCUCGAGGCCAGAAAAUGAAGAACAAGAGCCUGAUGCUCCGCUAUGUGUUUGAACUAUCCAACAGCUAAUUGAAGUGGCUCAUGAACCUGUAGGAAAGCAGUGGGGAAUGUGAGAUGCUUGAAGAAAUACAGUUUGCUAAACAUAGGAAUGCAGUUCACUGGAGUCCAGGGAUCGGGAUGGAAUGUAGGAGCAGGUUCCAAAAGGCUGGAAUCCUGAGGAAAAUUGCAAAAAGAAUGUCAAAACUGUCACACUGAACUUUUAAUGUAUUGGGGAAUUUCUCUUUCCAAGAUUCUGGCAAAGGGAUUUAAUGGAGAAAACAAAAAUCAUCGAGCCACUGGAUUAUGAGAAUGUCAUUGUACAACGGAAAGCGCAGAUUCAAAGUGACCCUCUGCGGGAUCUUCUACAGUUUCCUUUGGACGAGGUCUCGAUCUUGACAAUUCCACGACAGAGGAGAACCAUCCAUUCUACGGUGCCUUCAGAUGCUGAAAAACUAGCACAAAGCCUGCUGGUCAAAGAGUGCAUCAAGACAUAUAAUUCGGACUGGCUACUGGUAAACUACAAAUGGGAAGGCUAUGCAGGGGAUUUCAGAUCACUGCCAAGCAAGGGCCAUCAGCCAGACAAGUUGCCCAUGCAGCGUUAUGAAGUUGAUGAAGAUGUGGAUAGAGAUGAGGAUGCUACGUCGAUUUGCUCACAGAAAGGAGGAAAUAUUAAGGAAGGCUGGCUGUACAAAGCCAACAUGAACAGCACUAUCAGUGUUACAAUGAGGGUGUUCAAGAGGCGAUUCUGUUACCUGACUCAACUUUCAGAUGGCUCAUACAUUCUCUAUUUUUGUAAAGACGAGAAGGUCUGUAAGGAGUCCAAAGGAUCCAUAUUUUUGGACUCUUGCAUCGAUGUUGUGCAGUGUUCAAAGAUGCGCCGCUAUGGCUUUGAACUCCGAAUGCAGGAGAAAUGUAGCUGUCACCUAGCGGCUGAGAGUGAGCAGGAGAUGGAAGAAUGGAUAACAACCCUGCGAAAGAUCAUUCAGAGUAAUGUUGACAGCGUGUUGUCCGAGAGACGGAAUGGUGAACCCUCUGAGACAGGACUAGACGAGGAGUCCUUUGGCCAUGGGAAGUCUGAAAGCAUGAUGGAAAGUUUAGAGAAAAGUAUGCAUCCCGAGUUGAUGAAGUAUGCCCGAGAAUCCGAUUACCUUAACAAGGUCAACAGGAAUGAAGGCCGGUGUAAACUGUUCGUGAUGGAUCUAGAAGCACAGAAGCUGGAUUUUUCAGGAAUUGAGCCAGACGUGAGGCCCUUUGAGGAGAAGUUUGGCAAGCGCUUUAUGGUAAAGUGCCACGACUUGACUUUUGCUCUUCAAGGCUGUGUGAAUGAGCAGGCAAAUGGCAUGCCAACAAACGUUGAACCUUUCUUUGUGACCCUCGCACUGUUUGAUGCAAAGAAUAAUUGCAAGAUCUCUGAAGAUUUCCACGUGGACUUGAACCCCCCUGCAGUUCGGCAGAUGUUCCUGGGAAGUGUCGAGGGUGGACCUGAAAAUGGGGCUACUGCUCCAAAUUCUCCAACGGGUAAUGACGAUCGUGUUAAAGGAGUGGCUGAGAGGCUUCUUCGCUACCCAAAACAGGGGAUCUUUUCAGUGACUGCCCCUCAUCCGGAUAUCUUUCUAGUCGCACGAGUGGAGAAAGUGCUACAAGGAGGGAUUGCCCAGUGUGCUGAACCAUAUAUCAAAAGUUCAGAUGCAAACAAGGCUGCUCAGAAAGUCCUUAAAGCUGCCAAGCAAAUCUGCAGCCGGCUUGGAGGAUACAAAAUGGCCUUUGCUUGGGCUGCGAGACCUGUGUUUAAAGACACCGAAGGCUUGUUCGAUACAAGUGGGAAGUUCUCGCCCUUUUACAAGCAGGACAGCAACAAGCUAUCAAAUGAAGACCUUCUGAAAAUGCUGAACGAUCUCAGAAAGACAGAGAAGAUGUCGAAACUUCAGGUGAUUCCAGGGAAUUUCGACGUCGCCAUCGAGUGUGUUCCUCCAGAUAUUUCUAAUUGUGUGACAUCAUCUUACAUGCCUGUGAAACCGUUCGAGGAGAGCAGCUGCAGCUGUGUGUCCUUUGAGGUGGAAGAAUUUGUUCCCAAUAUCGCAAAAUAUAUGUACCCCUUCACAGGUUUCAAGAACCACCUAUACGUUUACCCCAUUCAGCUCAAGUAUGAUAACCAGAAAGCUUUUGCGAAGGCAAGAAACAUUGCGGUCUAUGUCGAGGUCAGGGACUCUGAUGGAGAUAAAUCGCGACCAUUGAAGUGUAUCUACGGAAAACCGGGUGACCAUGUGUUCACAACCAAAGCUUGUGCAACGGUUGUGCACCAUCAACAGUGCCCGGAGUUCUACAAUGAGAUUAAAAUUGAGCUGCCUGUACAUCUCCAUGAGAAGCAUCACCUCCUGUUCACAUUUUACCACAUCAGCUGUGAGAUAAAUACCAAAGGCACAACAAAGAAACGGGAAAAUAUUGAGUCACAGGUUGGUUAUGCCUGGCAGCCAUUAAUGAAAGAUGGAAGAGUGGUGACAUCUGAGCAACAUUUGUCCGUGUCGUCUAAUCUUCCUCCUGGAUACCUGGGCCACCACGAUCCAGAGAACAAGAAGCAUGCAAUUCCUGAUAUUAAAUGGGUAGAUGGCGGAAAAUCUUUAUUGAAAGUUAAAAAUCAUUUGGUGUCCGCCAUUUACACAGAGGACCAGUACUUGCACAGUUUUUUUCACCAUUGUCAGACAAGCCAAUCAGCGUCACAGGAGAUCGCAGGUGACCUUGUGAAAUACUUGAAGUGUUUGCAUGCCAUGGACACAUGUGUGAUGGUCAACUUCCUGCCAACAAUCCUUAACCAGCUGCUCAAAAUACUUAGCAAAACCAGCCAGAGCGACGUUGCAGUCAAUUCCACCAGAGUAAUCAUGUAUAUUGUGUCCAGAUGUCAUGAGGAGGGACUGGAACACUAUUUGCGAUCAUACAUCAAGUACGUUUUCAGGACAGGCCAAUACAUGACCUCCGAGAACAAGACGACACACGAGGAGCUGGCUCGAUCCCUCAUCGUUAUCCUGAAACAGUCGGCAGAUUUUCUCACCAUCAAUAAACUGCUGAAGCAUUCAUGGUUUUUCUUUGAACUCUUAAUCAAGUCAAUGGCCCAAUUCCUGAUUGAGAAGAACAAGCUGAAGCUCCCUAGGACACAGAGAUUCCCAGAAAGCUUCCAGCACGCUGUGCACUCCCUUCUCCUUGCAAUAAUUCCUCAUGUCAACCUGAGGUACUCGGAGAUUCCAGAGGAGUCCAGGAGCGUGAACAUCAGCUGGGCACAUUUCAUGAAGCGGAGCUUAACACUGAUGAACAGAGGGUUUAUCUUCAACUUAAUAAAUGAUUACGUUAGCUGUUUCUCUCCCAAAGAUCCCAAGACACUCACAGAAUACAAGCUGGAUUUCCUGCAUAUAGUCUGCAAUCAUGAGCACUUCAUCCCUUUGAAUUUGCCGAUGUCCUUUGCGAAGAGCAGGCUCCAGCGGAUCCAAGAUUUGCAGUUGGAGUGCACGCUUACUGAAGACUUCUGCAAGAAUCAUUUCCUGGUGGGCCUUCUCCUGACGGAGUUGGCCGCGGCACUGAAUGAGUCUCGGGAUAUUCGACAUGAAGCGAUAGCUAUUGUCAAGUGCCUGAUGAUGAAGCAUGCAUUUGAUGACCGAUACUCUCACAAGAACAUGCAAGCAAGGAUAAGCCUACUAUACCUGCCACUGCUGAAGCUGUUGUUUGAAAAUAUCCAGCGGCUGAUUCCAAAGGAUCUCUCCACUUUCAGCAUGAACUUCUCAGGCAUUAACAUUCGAGAUGAUCUGGCCUUUAAUUUUUCACCAGUAAGUGGCGCUGCAGCUCCACACAAGUCGGGCACCUUUAUUGACAAGGAGUUGGCUUUUUCAGGUUAUGGUGCAUCUUGCUUUCAAAGCCUGAGGCGUGAUGAUUCCAGGGGCUCCUUGACCAUUGACAUGAAUGCGUGUACACCUGAGAGGGCUGACGAAAGACGGAAUUCCAUCGACUAUACUCACCAAAGAAAGAGUUCAACCGAGAGCAAUGUAUCCCAACACAGCAAGCUGGAUCAGUACGAGUCCCGGAGUCUCCUCAUGUGCUUUCUUCACAUCGUGAAAACUAUCUCAGAAGAUGCUUUGUUGGCAUAUUGGAACAAAAUGUCCUCACAAGAACUAUUGGAUUACCUCUCAGUUUUGGAGGUGUGUCUCCAUCAGUUCAGAUACUUGGGCAGACGACACAUUGCAAGGGUUCAAGAAGGAGCAGGCUCCAAACAAUCUGUGAGUGAAAGAAGGUCCCUGACUAUGCCCGCUAUUCGGAGCCGAACAGGAGUAAUGCAUUCCCGACUUCAGAUUGGCCAUGCAGACAGCUCAUUCACACUUAACCACAAUUUUGGAACAGGAGAAGCUGACAUCAGCCACCAGUCCUUGCUGGAAGGUAACUUGGCCACCGAGGUGUCUCUCACAGUUUUGGACACAGUGUCAUUCUUCAUUCAGAAUUUCAAGAACCAGCUUCAGGAAAGGGAUGGGCACAAUCCUCUGUUGAAGAAAGUAUUCGACAUUCUUCUCUUACUGACUAAUGGUCAAUCGGAAACUGCCAUGAAGCAUGCGUUUGCAUCUUUACGAGCUUUCAUCAGCAAGUUCCCGGCGACAUUUUUUAAAGGGUGCGACAGUUUCUGCUCCACUUUCUGCUAUGAGGUCCUGAAAGGUUGCACCUCCAAGCUGAGCUCCACUCGAAGCGAGGCCUCUGCCCUCCUCUACUUGCUGAUGAGGAACAACUUUGAGUACACCAAGAAGAGGACCUUUCUGAGGACACACCUUCAGAUUAUAAUCGCAGUGAGCCGCUUGAUAGCUGAUGUGAUUCUAACCGGAGAGUCCAGGUUCCAGGAUGCUCUCUCCAUCAUCAAUAACUUUGCCAAUAGUGACAAAGCCCUGAAGUCAACUGCGUUCCCGGGUGAGGUGAAAGAUCUGACAAAGAGAAUUCGCACAGUACUUAUGGCCACUGCUCAGAUGAAGGAGCACGAGAAGGACCCUGAGAUGUUGGUGGACCUUCAGUACAGUUUAGCCAAGUCCUAUGCCAGCACACCUGAGCUCAGAAAGACCUGGCUUGGCAGUAUGGCAAAAAUCCAUUUGAAAAAUGGUGACUUGUCUGAGGCAGUGAUGUGUUAUGUUCAUGUUGCCGCUUUGAUUGCAGAAUACCUCUACAGGAAGAAAUUGUUUCCGAAAGGCUGUGCAGCUUUCAAAGCAAUCACUCCUAACAUUGAGGAAGAAGCAGCAAUGAAAGAGGACGCUGGAAUGCAGGAUGUCCACUAUACUGAGGAUGUGCUGGUGGAAUUAUUGGAGAAGUGUGCAGACGGACUGUGGAACGCCGAGCGCUAUGAGUUAAUGGCAGUGAUUUACAAGUUCAUCAUUCCUAUCUAUGAAAAACGGAGGGACUUUGAGAAACUUGCUUUCAUUUAUAACACACUGAACGAAGCUUAUAAGAAAAUAAUUCAUGUCCUUCACACGGGGCGAAGACUGCUGGGAACGUUUUUCCGUGUUGCUUUUUAUGGUCAGAGCUUCUUUGAAGAGGAGGAUGGAAAAGAAUACAUCUACAAGGAACCCAAGCUAACCAGGCUGUCUGAAAUAUCGGAAAGACUCCUUAAACUUUACGGUGACAAGUUUGGAGCUGAGAAUGUGAAAAUCCUCCAGGAUUCGAACAAGAUAAAUGCAAAAAACCUGGACCAGAAAUUUGCAUAUAUUCAGGUAACUUUUGUCAGUCCUUAUUUUGAUGAGAAAGAGCUGUCAGAGAGGAAGACCUAUUUUGAGAGGAACCACAACAUCACGCGAUUUGUCUUUGAGACUCCAUACACAUUAUCUGGGAAGAAGCAAGGAGGUGUUGAGGAGCAAUGCAAAAGGCGAACAAUUCUAACAACAACGCACUCCUUCCCGUACGUAAAGAAGAGGAUUGCGGUUAUGUAUGAGCACCAGGUCGAACUGAAGCCCAUUGAUGUUGCCAUCGACGAGAUGAAUGAUCGCACGACUGAGUUGCGAAAGCUGUGCACAUCGAACGGCCUUGACAUGAUCCAACUACAGCUCAAGCUCCAAGGCUGCGUUUCUGUACAGGUGAAUGCAGGACCAUUGGCCUAUGCAAGAGCGUUCCUGGAUGACAGUAAAGCCAGUAAACUACCAACUAAGAAAGUGAAACAGUUAAAGGAAAUAUUUCGGGAGUUUGUUUCAGCCUGCAGCCUGGCUCUGGAUUUGAAUGAGAGGCUGAUCAAGGAGGAUCAGGUGGAGUAUCACGAAGGGUUAAAGGCAAACUUCAAAGACAUGGUGAAGAAAUUAUCAGAAAUCACCAACGAACAGGUUUUGAUAGAAGAUGACUUGAAGUGCCAACUGAGGAGCUCUCUGCAUGUUUUCAGCGCCAUUAGUGGCACGGCCAGUGGUCCUUCUGCCUUUCCUGCGUCACUUUGACACACCAUAUUGUGCGGGGAGGGCAAUGAGAGCUAGGUGAGGGUGUGGGGAAGGGCACAUGACUGUUCAUUGGUCUUAGGAAAGUCUCUCCAACCCUGGGGAAUGAGGGGAGAAACUGUAAUCUCUGGCUGACGGAUGCUGUAAAGCAGGAGAAUGAAUUCUAUUCGGUCACAGAGUCGGGUGGCUGAUUCCUGUGAUGGCUCAACCCUCUCAGAGUGAGCUCAACCUCUCAGAAACAUUUGGAGAAGGGUGUUCAUCUGGCAACAAAGCUUACUUGGCAAUGCAACUCCUGCAUUCCAAUCAGUAUUAUUAGGAUCAGCUUGGCUGCCUGCCUGGAACAUUUGAUACACAGUUUCCUAAAUUUAAUAAACAAUGAAUGAUUUGAAAGGCAAGUCUUGUGUUCACAAACAUAAUGUUAAAACUGUGUUUCCACAUUACAAAUCCUUCACCACCUGUACAAUAUGUAUGUGUAUAAAAUAGGAACCAUUCGUUAUGGCUCUGUGCAUUGUCAUCUCAAAGUGUUGUAAAUUUAAAUUGUAACUACAAGUAGCGUUCCACCGCGACUGUUUGUGUACAAAAGAUAUCCUUAAAUAUAUAGGACUUUUCAAAAUUU